Quercus robur (English oak) is the source of this 1740-nucleotide messenger RNA. RefSeq lists its product as uncharacterized. Bases 250 to 1725 code for a protein of 491 amino acids. The record is from RefSeq and is a predicted model, not a curated record. The transcript has 8 exons. NCBI's taxonomy places the organism in Eukaryota, Viridiplantae, Streptophyta, Magnoliopsida, Fagales, Fagaceae.
CAUUGAAUAUUUGAGUAUGUGAGAGGACAAAAUAUUCUGCUUUAAUAAACAAAAUGAGGUACAAAGCUAACAGCACCUCCCACACUGACACUGAGAACCAAGCUCAGAGUUGGACUCCUUUCCUUAGACACACAGCAAAUGAGAGAAAACUACUUCUCUUGACCAUUUGGUUUAAGCUUGCAGAGUUUUUUCUUGAAGCUGAGAGGCUUUUCUCGGACUUGACAUUAGAAGAAAAGAAGCUGAGAGAGAAUGCGGGGUGACAAGGAGGCAGGGGCAGUAAAUGUUCUGGUGUCUCUGACACUGAUCUGCACUUUCGUUUAUGUUUACUCUGAUAUUGAUGUUCUAAAUGAGAAACUCCAUAAGAUUCUAUGUUGGUGUGCGGUUGCUCUUGCAAGUGUGCUUCUGAAGGAUGUUCUCCAGUCACGGAUGGAUGUUUUUCGUGAUUUAAGCAGUGAAUUAUGUCAUAGAUUUAAUUCUGGCAUCAAAGGAUUAUUGGUUCCUCCAAAGCGGAAACGUGAUUUGGUAAAAAGAAUCAAUGAUGGGGUGUAUCAAGUCAAUGUAGAGAACAUAGGCCAUGUCAUAUAUAAUGCUGCACCCAGAGGUGAUGCAUUAAGUAGAGAAUCGUACAAUUUGGCAGUUGCAUGCUCUAAUGAGUUUGUUUUGAAGAAUAUUUGUUGCUUCAAUCAGAACUGUAACCAAGUUUGCUAUGUAAUGGAGCACUAUGAACACAAUUUCAAACAAUGGUUACAAGAGAAUGCACUCUCUGAUCAACAAGGCAAAAAUCUGAAUCCAGAAUUUCUUCAAAUUCUUAGGGAUGUUUUAAGGGGCAUUGGUUAUCUUCAUCAUGUAAAAAAGAGAUGUCAUGGCAAUUUAAGUGAGACAAAUAUUGUGAUCGUGAAUGGUCGGGCGAAGGUUAUGGGAAUGGUAAAUGAUAUUUCUAAGACUAGUCUAGAUGAUUAUUCAGAUUAUUUGCACUUGGCCACCAUUAUUAGAAGAUCCUUUGGAACCAAGCAACAUGUCAUUCCAACAGAACUUGAGUUGUUUGUUACCUACAUUUCAACAGAAAAGCCCAGCCGGUUGCUCAAUAUCGAAAAUCAUCCAAUUUUUCUAUCCCCUUUACAAAGAUUGAGCUACAGGGUGAUUGCUCAUACAAUCUUGUAUUUUGGGAAGUCAAAAAAGUCCUUUGUGUUGGCGCUAAAUAAAAAGCUUGGUAAAUGUAAAUGGAAGCACAAUGUCAAGACAUUUCAUAUGGUGCUUAAUCGUUAUAAGACCCUGCGAAAUUUGUCUAGCAAACAAAGGAAAAAUUUUCAAUAUAAGCAGUCUGCCAUAUCUUAUAUGAGGUUUUGCAGAAAUGUUGUGGUGCACCUUAAGGACAAUAAUUUUAAUCGAGAUCCAGGGAGUAAGAAAUUGACUGCAAAGGAAGUCGAGGAAGAGCUUAAUGGAUACUGGCCUCAGUUCAUGCCCAUUUUACAUGAAAUCCUUCUUGACCAUGGCCAUCUUAUGGGUUCUCAAGUGAAAUCAUUGGGCUGUUUCUCACAAAUGGAUAUGAGAGAUAGUAGUAAAUUUGCAAGUGAUCAAUGUGUUACUCUUCAAGGGUACGGAAGAGCUGAUUUUUCUGCUGGCUUGUUAAGGGACUGUGUACAGAAACAACUUUUGAACUUGUAUAUACAUAUAGACGUGCUAUGCAAGGGUUUUUCUUUUGGAUAUAGAAGACUGUGUGUAUAAAUGAACUUCCAACAA